AUGACGACCACGACACCCCUGCGGGUGGCGGUCGUGUGCUCCAACAACCAGAACCGGAGCAUGGAGGCGCACUACAUGCUGAGCAAGCGCGGCUUCUGCGUGCGCUCCUUCGGCACCGGCAGCCGCGUGAGGUUGCCCGGGCCCAGCCCCGACAAGCCCAACGUGUACGACUUCAAGGCCACCUACGAGCAGAUGUACCUGGAUCUCGCGCACCAGGACCGCGACUUCUACACGCAGAACGGCAUCCUGCGGAUGCUCGAGCGCAACAAGCGCCUCAAGCCGCGGCCCGAGAGGUUCCAGAGCUGCCCCGACGCCUUCGACCUCAUCAUCACCUGCGAGGAGCGCGUGUACGACCUGGUGGUGCAAGACCUGAGCUCCCGCGAGCAGGAGACGUACCAGCCGGUGCACGUCGUCAAUGUCAACAUCCGCGACACCCUGAAGCAGGCCACCCUGGGCGCCUUCCUCAUCUGCGACCUGUGCCAGUGCAUCCAGCGCCUGGAGGAUGUGGAGCGAGACAUAGACAGUCUCCUGCGCGAGCUCACCAAGAAGACCGGCAAGACCUUCCAGCACACCGUCUGCUUCUACUGAUG
This is a messenger RNA of Sorex fumeus (smoky shrew), 590 nucleotides long. RefSeq names its product RNA polymerase II subunit A C-terminal domain phosphatase SSU72-like. Gene Ontology annotation, biological process: termination of RNA polymerase II transcription. Gene Ontology annotation, cellular component: nucleus; mRNA cleavage and polyadenylation specificity factor complex. NCBI's taxonomy places the organism in Eukaryota, Metazoa, Chordata, Mammalia, Eulipotyphla, Soricidae. The record is from RefSeq and is a predicted model, not a curated record. The coding region runs from base 1 to 588 and encodes 195 amino acids. Gene Ontology annotation, molecular function: RNA polymerase II CTD heptapeptide repeat phosphatase activity. The transcript has a single exon.